This is a messenger RNA of Globicephala melas (long-finned pilot whale), 3507 nucleotides long. RefSeq names its product phosphodiesterase 1B (gene PDE1B). Gene Ontology annotation, cellular component: neuronal cell body. Gene Ontology annotation, molecular function: calmodulin-activated 3',5'-cyclic-GMP phosphodiesterase activity. NCBI's taxonomy places the organism in Eukaryota, Metazoa, Chordata, Mammalia, Artiodactyla, Delphinidae. The record is from RefSeq and is a predicted model, not a curated record. Gene Ontology annotation, biological process: signal transduction.
CCUGGGAGGGAGCCGAAUCUGCCUUAGCCUCGCUGAGGGGUCUUGCAGGGCCCUUUCCCUUCACUACAGACUUCCUCUCAUGGACAAAUUCCGGAUGGUUCCCUGUCCCUGCACCCUUAAGCCUCCUGCUAACCCUUUCCUUCUCCCCAAAGAGGAGCCCCACCUCCUCAGAGCAAGGGGCUGGCCUGUACUAUUUCUGUCCUCUCUGGGAUUCUUCUGAGAACAGAUUCUUGUUUUCAGUCUGAUUCAGAUGUGAAACUUUUCCUGCGGCCUCUCACCCACUUGCUGUGGGCUGGGUCUCUCCCUCAUCACUCCUUCCUCCAGCCAGGCUCCUCCUGUUCUCCUCCUCCAAAUUCUCUCUGGUCAGUCACUUUUGCUGAGACCUGGAGGAGGAAGUCAGGGGCCCAAGAGGGAGCCAUUCCCCUCAGGGGCCCAGGGGGCCCGGGGGCAGCAUUUUGAUACUUUGAAGUAGGAAACUUUGAUUCCCAUGGCAAGCCCUGUUCCUGUGCCGAGGCGCCACCUCCAGGGCCCCAUCCUCAGGGGGCUUCCUAAUUACCAGCCUCCAUCCAAACUAGGCUCACUCUUCUCCACCUGGACUUGGGAUCAAGAAGGCAGGCUGCGCUACAUGGUGAAGCAGUUGGAGAAUGGGGAGGUAAACAUUGAGGAGCUGAAGCAAAACCUGGAGUACACAGCUUCCCUGCUGGAGGCCGUCUACAUAAAUGAGACGCGGCAAAUCUUGGACACGGAGGAUGAGCUGCAGGAGCUGCGGUCUGACGCGGUGCCUUCGGAGGUGCGGGACUGGCUGGCCUCCACCUUCACCCAGCAGGCCCGGGCCAAAGGCCGCCGAGCAGAGGAGAAGCCCAAGUUCCGGAGCAUCGUGCACGCGGUGCAGGCUGGGAUCUUCGUGGAACGGAUGUUCCGGAGAACGUACACCUCUGUGGGCCCCACCUAUUCCACUGUGGUCCUCAACUGUCUCAAGAACCUGGAUCUCUGGUGCUUUGAUGUCUUCUCCUUGAACCGGGCAUCUGAUGACCACGCACUGAGGACCAUUGUUUUUCAGUUGCUGACUCGGCACAACCUCAUCAGCCGCUUUAAGAUUCCCACUGUGUUUUUGAUGACUUUCCUGGAUGCCUUGGAGACAGGUUAUGGGAAGUACAAGAACCCUUACCAUAACCAGAUCCAUGCAGCUGACGUUACACAGACGGUCCAUUGCUUCUUGCUCCGCACAGGGAUGGUGCACUGCCUGUCGGAGAUCGAGGUCCUGGCCAUCAUCUUUGCUGCAGCCAUCCACGACUAUGAGCACACUGGCACUACCAACAGCUUCCACAUCCAGACCAAGUCAGAAUGCGCCAUCCUGUACAAUGAUCGCUCAGUGCUGGAGAAUCACCACAUCAGCUCUGUUUUCCGAAUAAUGCAGGACGACGAGAUGAACAUUUUCAUCAACCUCACCAAGGAUGAGUUUGUAGAGCUGCGGGCCCUGGUCAUUGAGAUGGUGUUGGCCACAGACAUGUCCUGCCAUUUCCAGCAAUUGAAGUCCAUGAAGACGGCCUUGCAGCAGCUGGAAAGGAUUGAUAAGCCCAAGGCCCUGUCUCUACUGCUCCAUGCUGCUGACAUCAGCCACCCAACCAAGCAGUGGUCGGUUCACAGCCGCUGGACCAAGGCCCUCAUGGAGGAAUUCUUCCGCCAGGGUGACAAAGAGGCAGAGCUGGGCCUGCCCUUUUCUCCGCUCUGUGACCGCACUUCCACUCUCGUGGCACAGUCCCAGAUUGGUUUCAUUGACUUCAUCGUGGAACCCACGUUCUCUGUGCUGACUGAUGUGGCCGAGAAGAGUGUCCAGCCCAUGGGGGAGGAAGACUCCAAGUCUAAAACCCAGCCCAGCUUCCAGUGGCGCCAGCCUUCUCUGGAUGUGGAAGUGGGAGACCCCAACCCCGACGUGGUCAGCUUCCGCUCUACCUGGAUCAAAUACAUUCAGGAGAACAAGCAGAAAUGGAAGGAACGGGCGGCAAGCGGCGUCACCAACCAGAUGUCCAUUGACGAGCUGUCCCCCUGUGAGGAAGAGGCGCCAGCCUCCCCUGCCGAAGAUGAACACAACCAGAACGGGAAUCUGGACUAGCCUGGGGCUGGCCCAGGUCCUUACCGAGUCCAGUGUUCGAUGUCGUCAGCACCACCCAUCGGGACUGGCUCCCCCAUCUGCUCCAAGGGAGCGUGGACAUCAAGGAACAGACACCCCACCCGAAGGACAGCUGCCAGAGAUUGCGGGAUUGGGGAAAGGGCCUGUCCCCACCCGACACCCAUUGGGGCGCACUUUAAUCUCCCGGCGGCAAGACUGGGGAACUUCAGGCUCCCAGUGGUCACUGUGUCCAUCCUCCCCCGCCUCUGGACUCUCCCUAUGGCCAGAUGGUCGGCUGGAGGGGAGCUUCCUGGAGGCUUCCCAGGGCCUGCGGGGGAGGGUUGGAGAUGCCAGCCCCCUGGGUCCUCCCGCAUCCUUCUUGACUCCAAGUUUCUAAGCAAUACAUUUUGGGGGUUUCCUCAGCCCCCACCCCAGACCUUAGCUGGCAGGUCUGGGUCCCCCUUUUCCUCCCCUGGGAAGGGCUGGAAUAGGAUAGGAAGCUGGGGGUUUUCAGAGCCCUAUGUGAGGGUAGGGGAGUGGGCUCCUUCAGGGCAUGGUACCUUUCUAGGGCCUGGGAAUGGGGGGCAUCCUCUUUACCCCAGACCUGCACUGCUUCAGUCCCAUCCCCAGCCCAGACCCUGCAAUCUUCCCUCUCUCCCAUUCUGCAAUGGUGACUGGGGGAAGAGGAGCCAUUGCCACCAGGGGCUGAGAGGAGGCCUUUCCUGGGGUGGCCAAGGACUCGGGACUGGUCUAGGCCCCUGGGGCUUGUCAUCUGCCCUGGCUGAGUCCUGAACCCUUUGCCUCCUUCCUCUCCCCUGGGGCUGGGAGGCUCCCAUCCGACCAAUGUCUGUACAGUGCUUUGAAGUCUCCCCAGCAAAGCACCUUCAGGAUACAUCCUACGGGCACAGGAGGGGAGAGCUGGGUUGGGGUCAAGGGCGCAUGGGGAGGGUGAGGUGUAACCCAGUAAUCCUGUGUUGCUGACAGAGAGGGUCCGUCCCCCUCCUAGCCCCGGCCCAAGAGGCCCCUCCCCAGGACAAGUGGGGAGUGGCGGGUGGAAGGCAGACGGGCGGGGGCUCAGGACUGCUGCUCUCGUGUCCUCUGGACAGAGCCCAGCCAGGCCCCUGCCCCUUCCUCCCCUCAGGCUCCUCUCACCCGGCUUUGUCCCAGGAAGGGCCCAAGUCCAGGUGACUGCCCUCCUCCUUUCUUGUACCAACCAUGCAUUUGUACAGUGGGCCCUGUUCCUGUGAAGUCAUAUCCAUGGUCUCUUAGACCUGCCACCUGCCACUUGUCCCUCCUACCCCACCCUGAGUGGGGCAGAGACGCAUGAGACUCACCCCCACCCUUGGUCUCCCAGAAUCCUGCUAUAGCCAGAGAUCAAUAAAGAAGGGAGACCUGGC